AUGAACUUUUUUGAUUUUGAUCAAGCUUCGGGUGCCCAGAAUGUCGCCGACACUGCGCGGGACUUGAACCAAGCUUCUCACAACUUUGACUGCCCGUCUCAUCCUGGACAUGACUGUCUUUGUCAUCACUUCCUGCUGCCGGACCUCGGCGAAGAUCAAUUGGGCAUAGACACGACAGCACCCGACUUUUCUGGUGAUGGUGCUCCGGGAUUCGAUGAUUUCUCAUCGUGGAUCCCCCGAUAUUACAAGCCCGACGAACCUUGUGACUACUGCUCGUCGAGAAAACUCGAGUGCUUUGUCACCCUCGAGGGUCGCAAGGAAUGCUCUUCUUGCCAAAGCCUUUUCCGUCAGUGCAGCUUAGCCAACCAGCAUCACCACCGACCUAGUGGCUUCAUCGAUACGCUUCACGGAGUGGCAGAAGACAGCUGUGAGACCGAGGGCCAAGCGACCGGCCUCCGAGCCCUCCGAUCCUUUCAAGGUCCCGUCCCAGAUAGCCCGGUCGAGAAUACCGACGGCCAAUCUCGCAGAUCGGGAGCCCGGUUCUCGCGACACGCUGUGCGCAUCUUGAAAGACUGGUUGGCCGAACAUCGUGACCGGCCAUAUCCGUCAGACCUGGAAAAGGACGAGCUCAAGCGCUUGACCGGUCUCAAGCGGACUCAAAUCUCCAACUGGCUCGCCAAUGCGCGCCGUCGGGGCAAGGUGCCAUCAUCCAACAACUCUGGAAGCUCGAGCACGAUGAGCUCGCUCAGCGAGGCCAUCGACAUCAACUUCUCUGGGCCAGCCCAUGUCGGUCACCCAUCCUACUCGGAAAUGAAUCCCUUGGAAAGAUGGAAGCACUCGCCUCCUGAAAACGAACCCGCCUCGGUGUCGGCCAUUGCCAACGCCCUUGCCGCCAACGCCCUCCCCGAUCGUCCACCCGAGUCCAUCCGGGGCGACAGCCGCGACUCGAGCACGGGAUCCAGCUUCUCCAUGUUCCGGGCGCCGUCGCUGUGCAGUUUGGAAACCUCCCGCACGCACCGCUCGAGCGAGUCUGAUUUAUCCUUUGGAUCGCUCUUCUCCCACACCUCGCAGCAUUCGUUUGGUUCUCGGGGCAAGGUCGAAAAGGUCGACCGCCGUCGACGUCGACGCACCAACGUUCAAGGAGCGCCCAAGCCGGGCGAGAACCGGCCCUUCCAGUGCACCUUCUGUACCGAUACCUUCAAGAGCAAAUACGACUGGCAAAGGCAUGAGAAAUCGCUCCAUCUCAGUGUGGAAAAGUGGGUGUGUGCUCCACAGGGUGGCCUGGUCAGCACUCCCGAGGGCAUGGCGUGCACUUUUUGCCACGCCUUGAACCCGCCCCAAGGACAUCUCGACAUUCACAACUACCGCUCGUGCGAGGAGAAAUCCAUGUCCGAGCGAACAUUUUAUCGGAAAGAUCACCUACGGCAGCAUCUUCGGCUGAUGCACGAUUGCGAGCUCUUACCGAGCAUGGACACUUGGAAAGCCGCGACGCUGGACAUCAAGUCGCGAUGCGGAUUCUGCAACCAGACCUUCUCGACCUGGUCUGCCCGGACAGACCACCUUGCAACGCACUUUCGAGCGGGUGCCAAAAUGGCCGAGUGGAAAGGCACGUGGGGGUUUGAACCCGCGGUGCUUGCGCUCCUUCAGAACGCCGUCCCUCCUUGUAUGAUUGCCCAGGAAGCACGUUCGCUGGAUCCAUUCUCGGCAUCAACCAAUGCGAAGGGGUCUUACCGGCCCGGGAAAUACAGUAGCGGAACGUCGACGCCACACAUUGAAAACUCGGAGAGCCAAUCCGUCGACACUAGCAACUUGACGUGCUUCCAGAGAGUAGAACUUGCCCUGAGCCGACUUGUCGAGCGGCAAAAAGCAUUGGGCGCCCCCAUCACGGAUGAGAUGCUCCAAAGUCAUGCUCGGAUAACCGUAUAUGAGAAUGACGACAAAUGGAACGCCACCCCUGCCGACCACCCCGAAUGGCUCUAUCACUUUAAGGUGGCGCACGGAUUGAUUGCGGAUGACGGAAAGGGAUAUGGUGGCGGAGGCGGGACGGGCGGCGGUGGAGGGGCACACCGUGUCAGCAACCUCACCCGAGGUUUAUCCAGACAUCCUCCUCCUCCUCCUCCUAUCCAGAAACGAGCCGACUGGAUGAACAUCGACGGGAUACCCAAGGGGAUUGGCGGCGGCCGCGGCGGGGAUUUCAGUCGACGAGCAGCAGCAGGUGCAGGAACUACAGCAAAAGAAGCAUUCCACCCCAUCGCAGUCACCGCCGGAGGCCUAGCGGCGCCAGGCCCAACAACUUCGCUCGACGUAUUUGGCACCAGCGCGCCCUCGCCACACGUGCAAGUCGUACAACAAGACAGCACGUGGCCCACAACCCUAGACCUCGAUCUUGACGCUCAUGACCUCGGACAUGGCCUUGACCUUGGCCUUGGCCUUGGAGCUGGACUCGACACCGGACUACAUACCGGAUUGGAUACGGGACUCGGCUUUGGCACUGGCGCAGGCACUGGCGCAGGUGCAGGUGCAGGCGCAGAUACCGCCCCGUUCGACAUGGACAUGAUUGACGACAUUGACGUCCACAUGCAAGGCGUCGGCCUCGAUUGGACGAGCUGA
Messenger RNA from Xylona heveae TC161, 2610 nucleotides. RefSeq lists its product as hypothetical. Lineage: Eukaryota; Fungi; Ascomycota; Xylonomycetes; Xylonales; Xylonaceae. The record is from RefSeq and is a predicted model, not a curated record. Gene Ontology annotation, molecular function: DNA binding. Bases 1 to 2610 code for a protein of 869 amino acids. Gene Ontology annotation, biological process: regulation of DNA-templated transcription. The transcript has a single exon.